This is a messenger RNA of Aspergillus aculeatus ATCC 16872, 1812 nucleotides long. RefSeq lists its product as uncharacterized. The record is from RefSeq and is a predicted model, not a curated record. The transcript is spliced from 2 exons. Bases 1 to 1812 code for a protein of 603 amino acids. Lineage: Eukaryota; Fungi; Ascomycota; Eurotiomycetes; Eurotiales; Aspergillaceae.
AUGGCAGAAAUGAAUGAUAUGGUGGUCAUUGGCGCUGGUCUGUAUGGCCUCAUGGCUGCGAAAACAUAUCUAGAUGUCAAUCCCACUGCCACUGUGGAGAUUCUUGAAGCGAGUCGUUCUGUGGGAGGAGUGUGGGGUCGAGAUAGGCUGUGCCGCGGCGUCAAAACAAACAGUAUCGCGGGUAGCUAUGCGUACAGCGACUUCCCCAUGUCUGAGGCACGCUUCGGUGUCAAGUGGCACCAACACGUACCAGGUGAGGUGGUGUACAAGUACUUCGAGGCCUUCGCGACCCAGUAUGAUCUCCACCGCCGCAUCCGUCUCUCGUGCCGUGUCGAAACCGUGGAGAAAUGUUCCGACGGGUCUUGGUCCAUCUCAUCCAUUCAAGACAAUCAACCCAUCACGAUCAACACACGUCGUCUGAUCGUCGCAACGGGCCUAGCCUCCGAACCUAUUAUGCCCCAAUACCCCGGCUCUUCAUCCUUCGAGCGCCCACUACUCCACUGUAAAGACCUCGCCAGUCAUCACGAGCUAUACAACACCGCAAAAGCUGUUGCAGUCGUAGGAGGCUCCAAAUCCGCCUGGGACGCCGCCUACCAGUUCGCCUCCCUAGGCACCCGGGUGCACUGGAUCCUGCGCAAGUCCGGCCACGGGCCCGCGCGCCUCCUGCCGGCACAAGCCACGCCCUUCCGCCUCUGGAUGGAGAAGAUCGUGACCACGCGGUGCAUGACCUGGCUGAGUCCCUGCCCCUGGGGCGACACAGACGGCAACGGCGGCGGCUGGAUGCCGCGCUUCCUGCAGGGCACGACGAUGGGCCAGUGGAUUUCGCGACACCUCUGGACCUGGUUCAGCACCACGUGCCUGCAGGACCCAGCCCUCGUCCGCAGCGCCGAGACCCGCAAGCUGCAACCCCAGGCCAUCAAGCCGUUCACCCCGGCCGGCGGCUUCAGCGCCCGCAACUACCCGCCCGACUUUUUCCAGUACAUCGACAGCGGCAUGAUCCAGAUCCACACGGCCGACAUCGACCAUCUCGCUGCACCGGGCUCCAUUUACUUGCAUGACGGCCCCUCCCUCGACGUCGACGCCCUCAUCGUCUCCGGAGGCUGGCAGCACUGGCCGACCAUCAAGUUCCUCCCCGCCGAAAUCCACGAGCAGAUGGGCUUCCCCCGCACCCGGGGCGCGCGCAACCCGCAGGCUGAGCGCAUCGAUCGCGAGAUCCUCCGCCAGUUCCAGUUCCUCAACAACGGUAUCAUGGAUAGAGACGCUGCUGCUGCUGCCGCGGCGGCGGCAGCAGACACAAAGGUGCCCCACCGCGACGACGCCCCCUGGCGCCUCUACCGCUUCAUGGUGCCUCCCGCCUUCAUCAACGACCGCAGCAUCGGCUUCGCCGGCUUCGUAGCAACAACCCUCAACGCCGUGUGCGCGCAGACGCAAGCCCUCUGGCUCACGGCGUAUUUCAGCAGUAGUAGUGGUGGUGACGACAACCACUCAACUGAUCCCAACAACCUUACCAGAUCAUUACCAGUAGGCCGAGGCACACCCGACCAGAUCUGGCGGGACACGCUGGUGCAUUCGCAGUUCUCGCAGUGGCGGUACCCCGGAAGCUUCGGGCACCGGUUCCCGAUCGCCUUCUACGAGGGCCUGCCGUAUGUGGAUCUGCUCUUGAAGGAUCUGGGCUUGCGGGUCAGAAGGAAGGACGGGGUGUUGCGCGAGUGGUUCGAGAGUUAUGGGCCCGAGGAUUAUUGUGGGAUUGUGGGGGAGUGGUUGCGGUUGUGGAGGGGAGGGGGAGGGGAUAUAGUUGAGUGCAGUGAGUGA